Molecule: messenger RNA, 252 nt
Organism: Ambispora leptoticha
Lineage: Eukaryota; Fungi; Glomeromycota; Glomeromycetes; Archaeosporales; Ambisporaceae
Source: the annotation of a GenBank genome assembly
AUGUCUUCACCCGGACACUACCCUGGUUAUAUUGCUGGUCGUACUACGAGUUUCCGUGAUGUCAUUGUAUUGUCACCACCUUUUUCGGAUGAGUGGAACGGCCUCGACGGCGCUUGGACUCACAGAUUUUUAAAAAAAGCAGAAGCGCUCAAUCCAAAAGAUUUUGAAAUUUUAAAGGUCAAGGUAGAUUCUGAACGUUCAAAAAAUGGGUUGCAGGCCUAUUGGGAGGGAGUAAUCCAUAAACGGAAGAAG